UUUUAAAUUUCCGUAAUUGAUUAUCCUUUUUUCUUACAUUUUCCUUUAAGUUCAACAAACCGUCAGCUCUCUCUCGAUCACGUUAACAUCACACGCAAUCUCGGCCCCCAAAGCUCUCUCUCUCUCUCUCUCUCUCUGUAAUUUCAGGGGCUGUUUUAAGUUUUUCCGGUGACCAAGCGAGAAGGAGAGAGAAGAGGAGAAUCAGAAAACCAUGGGGACUGAGAAUUCUAGCUCGGCGGGGGUGGAGAUAUCAGAGCCGUUACUUCUGGAUACGGAGAAGAUCAGGGCCGUUGAUGAUGAUAAGGAGCUGAUACCGGAAUGGAAGGACCAGAUCACGAUCAGAGGGCUGGUGGUGAGCGUCUUGCUUGGCUCUCUUUUCUGCAUCAUCACACACAAGCUCAAUCUCACGGUUGGAAUUAUCCCUUCCCUCAACGUUGCUGCUGGAUUGCUCGGAUUCUUCUUCGUCAAAUCCUGGACAGGGUUCCUGUCGAAGCUGGGAUUUUCCCUAAAACCUUUCACCAAACAGGAGAACACCGUUAUUCAAACUUGCGUUGUUGCCUGCUAUGGUCUUGCCUUUAGCGGUGGGUUUGGUUCAUAUUUGAUUGCAAUGGAUGAGAAAACAUAUAGGCUCAUUGGUGUUGAUUAUCCUGGUAACCGAGCUGAAGAUGUAAAGAAUCCGGGUUUGUGGUGGAUGACUGGAUUUCUAUUUGUUGUCAGCUUCCUUGGCCUCUUUAGCCUUGUUCCAUUACGUAAGGUAAUGGUCAUGGAUUAUAAACUUACAUAUCCCAGUGGGACAGCAACUGCAAUGUUGAUAAACAGCUUUCACACCAACACUGGAGCUGAGCUUGCAAGGAAGCAAGUCCGUUGCCUUGGAAAAUAUUUGAGCAUUAGUUUUUGCUGGAGCUGCUUUAAGUGGUUCUUCAGUGGUAUUGGAGAUUCAUGCGGAUUUGAUAAUUUUCCGACUCUUGGUCUGAUACUAUUCAAGAACACGUUUUACUUUGACUUCAGUCCUACUUAUGUUGGAUGUGGUCUUAUAUGCCCACACAUAGUUAACUGCUCAGUUCUUCUUGGGGCUAUCAUAUCUUGGGGCUUCUUGUGGCCAUUCAUUUCACUGCAUGCAGGGGACUGGUAUCCGGCUAACCUUGAAAGCAAUGAUUUUAAAGGUCUUUAUGGGUACAAGGUCUUUAUAGCCAUUUCUCUUAUCCUUGGGGAUGGUCUUUAUAAUCUCAUCAAGAUAAUAGCUAUAACUGUGAAGGAAAUCUGCAACAAAAGGACAAAACAGGGGAGCCUUCCUAUUGUAAGCGAGGUCCUAGCUGAUAGCGAGACUUCGGAAUUGCUAAUGGAACAGAAGAAAAGAGAUGAGGUAUUCCUUAAGGACAAGAUACCAUCUUGGUUUGCAGCUUCUGGAUAUGUUGCCCUGGCUGCCAUUUCAAUAGCAACAAUCCCAAUGAUCUUUCCACCUCUCAAGUGGUAUCUGGUUCUCAGUUCAUAUUUCAUUGCCCCUGCUCUUGCCUUCUGUAACUCUUAUGGCACUGGGCUUACGGACUGGAGUUUGGCUUCAACCUACGGAAAGAUUGGUCUUUUCAUCAUAGCUUCCUUAGUUGGAAAAGACGGUGGUGUUCUGGCUGGUUUAGCAGCCUGUGGGGUUAUGAUGUCCAUUGUCUCAACUGCAGCUGAUCUCAUGCAGGAUUUCAAGACUGGUUACCUCACAUUUUCGUCAGCCAAGUCCAUGUUUGUUAGCCAGAUAGUGGGAACAGCUAUGGGGUGUGUUAUUGCUCCACUCACGUUUUGGCUGUUCUGGACUGCUUUUGAUAUUGGGUCACCUGAUGGUCCAUAUAAAGCACCAUAUGCUGUGAUAUUCAGGGAAAUGGCAAUUUUAGGUGUUGAGGGCUUCUCAGAAUUGCCAAAGCAUUGCCUGGCUAUUUGUUGUGGGUUCUUCGUGGCUGCUUUGGUCAUUAACCUGCUGAGGGAUGUGACCCCAACAAAGAUCUCUCAGUUUAUUCCCAUUCCAAUGGCAAUGGCUGUUCCGUUCUAUAUUGGAGCUUACUUUGCAAUCGACAUGUUUGUUGGGACUGUAAUAUUGUAUAUAUGGGAGCGAACCAACAGGAAACACGCAGAAGACUAUGCAGGUGCUGUUGCUUCAGGUUUAAUAUGCGGUGAUGGGAUCUGGACGAUUCCAUCGGCUAUCCUUUCUAUUUUCAGGAUCAAUCCGCCCAUCUGCAUGUACUUUGGACCUUCUGUGAGUAGCUGAGCGCAGAGAUUGCGGGUUGUGCUACAUUUCAAUGAUCUAUGCAUUUAUCGGGAUUCUGUAAAUAUGUAACCUAUGCAUGGAAAAGAAUCGUUCUUUUAACUCAAAUUGUUUUUUAAUGAAAAACUAAAUCUGGGAAUAAUUAGCAGGGAACUUACAUGUGGAAUCCAUGUAAAUGGGUUUUAGUAUUCCAAUUGAGUUUUUACAACAAGGCUGGAAGUCUGAGAUAUUUAAAA
This is a messenger RNA of Carica papaya (papaya), 2484 nucleotides long. RefSeq names its product YELLOW STRIPE like 6 (gene YSL6). Gene Ontology annotation, cellular component: vacuolar membrane. Gene Ontology annotation, molecular function: oligopeptide transmembrane transporter activity. NCBI's taxonomy places the organism in Eukaryota, Viridiplantae, Streptophyta, Magnoliopsida, Brassicales, Caricaceae. The record is from RefSeq and is a predicted model, not a curated record.